This is a messenger RNA of Drosophila teissieri, 816 nucleotides long. RefSeq names its product trypsin beta. The transcript has a single exon. Gene Ontology annotation, biological process: proteolysis. NCBI's taxonomy places the organism in Eukaryota, Metazoa, Arthropoda, Insecta, Diptera, Drosophilidae. Gene Ontology annotation, molecular function: serine-type endopeptidase activity. The record is from RefSeq and is a predicted model, not a curated record. The coding region runs from base 1 to 774 and encodes 257 amino acids.
AUGGUUGGCCUGUGGAUGCUCUGGUGGCUCUGCCAUUUGGCUCUCGUAUUUCCCAGCUCCUCCAGCAAAACGCGCAUUGUGGGCGGCAAGGAGACAACAAUUUCGGAGGUUCCGUACCUGGUUUACCUGCGUCAAAAUGGUCACUUCAUCUGCGGUGGAUCCCUUAUCUCCACCAGAGUAGUUCUAAGUGCAGCGCAUUGUGUUUAUGGCUCCCAGCCGGAUGACUUCACGAUCCACGCCGGCGCCAGUCGUUUGGACGAAGAGGCUCCAGUGGUUCGCAAUGUAGUUAUGUUUCACACUUCGCCCAGCUACUCUGCCACCAACUUCGACAUGGACGUUGCUUUGUUGGCGCUGCAGGAGGCCGUUUUCCUUAUGCCCGGUAAAGUCGCCACCAUUAGUCCUUGUCGCAAUCCGCCGGAGGGUAAUUCGUAUGCCAGGAUCAGUGGUUGGGGAGUGACCCGCGAGAACAACCGGGAUCCGGCCGAACAGGUCCGCACUGCCAUGGUGCGCGUGCUUCCAGGAGCGGAAUGUAAGCUCUCAUAUCCCGGAUAUGGCCAAUUAAGCGAUUCUAUGCUAUGUGCCGCUGUGCGCGGUAUCCGCGAUUCCUGCUCCGGUGAUUCCGGAGGUCCUUUGGUCUACCGCGGUCAGGUUUGUGGCAUUGUCUCGUGGGGAUUCGGCUGCGCCCGACCUUCUUUUCCAGGUGUGUACACCAAUGUGGCUAGCGGAAGGGUUCAUGACUUUAUAGAACAAACUCUACACAGGAUUGGAAACUAAACUUGUUAUGGAAUGUGCUUGUUGAUUUGAAACUUGUAUUAA